UGUGUUAGUGACUGAAGGAGAUGCAAAUAGAAGACAAUAUGAUGUGUCUGUUUUCGUGCGCUGUGUUUGUUUCUUCGAAAUAGAGACUCAGUUUACCUAUGUAACCAUAAUAUUGUAACCAAAUCCGACAUAGUGUUUUUUACGUGGAAGCAAUUCCUGCGAGUGUUAGCGAUAUUAUGGUUGUGAUACCCAAUGGUGGUUAUAUGUGUGUAAUUUGUUGCUUCGUUUCGCUCAGGAUGUGUUCAGAAAAUUUAUGUUAAAAGUGAGAAAUGGAAGUUUUUGUAAACAUCAAUUAUCGCAGGUCGUGAGAGUUGUGUACUGAAUUGGGACCAUAGAACCUGUGACUGUGUUCUGCUUUCAGUCCAGCAUGGCUUCAACACAAGGAGAAAUAAGGGUGGGACCGUCACAUCAGGCCCGAUUACCUGAGUAUCGGCCAGCGUUGCUGUCAACUUCUGAUAUUGCAGAGCAGUCUUCAGAUCCUGAAUGGGAAAAAGAACGUGAAGAUUUGCGUUGGGUGCCUUGCAUGACACUUGAUACAGAUUUGCUUAUGUAUUUGAGGGCAGCGAGAUCAAUGGCUGCAUUUGCUGGCAUGUGUGAUGGUGGCUCACCAGAUGAUGGCUGUGUUGCUGCAAGCAGAGAUGACACCACAAUAAAUGCUUUGGAUGUGCUGCACGAUUCGGGCUACGACCCAGGAAAAGCACUGCAAGCAUUGGUAAAAUGUCCUGUUCCUAAGGGCAUUGAUAAGAAAUGGUCAGAAGAAGAAACUAAAAGAUUUGUAAAAGGGCUACGCCAGUUUGGAAAAAAUUUCUUCAGGAUCCGGAAGGAUCUUCUACCUCACAAGGACACUCCUGAACUGGUGGAAUUUUACUAUUUGUGGAAAAAAACACCAGGUGCUAAUAACAACCGACCGCAUCGGCGUAACCGCAGGCAGGGUUCUCUUCGGCGAAUUCGAAACACAAGAAAUGCUAGAGGGCAACCAAAGGAAACAGAUGCUAGCUCUCCUGCAACCGUCGGUGCAUCAAGGCCAUCACCACAAACUCCAAAGGAAAAUGGUGAAGCUAGUUCUGCAACUGAUGAAGAGAACACAGAAGAAGAUUCUGACUCGAGAGACAAUGCAGCGUACCGUUGUCAACACUGUUUCUCCACAAAUUCUCGAGAUUGGCAACAAGGUGGAAAGGAUCGGAUAUUACUCUGUUCAGAGUGUCGAUCAUACAACAAAAAAUAUGGUGAACUACCUCCUGUUAGCAAUGUGGCUCAACCUGCAAAUCAGGGGAGUGGUAGAGGAGAAACACCGUAUCUGUUCAGACCUGUGCAGUCAGAAGGGCUAGAUGAUUCUCCUGGUAGAAUGAGGACACGAACUAGAGCUAAGGAACAGAAUGUAAGGGGCCGUCCAAAGCGUAGCAGUGGAACACACACUCCAGAAAGUGAGAUGGAUAAGAAGUCAUGUAAAUCUCCAAUAAGCAAUGUGCCAUCUCCUUGCGAAAAAAACAAGAAGAAGUCAAAACCAGAAACUCCAACAAAAGGGAAAAAACGAUCAACGAUAGAGGUUGAGAAUGAAGAAGAGAAGGAAGUUUCACUAUUCAAGCGCAAAAGAAAUGAUAGGGCAGAUAGUCCUGCAGAGAGCUUGACAACAGAUAGUGGAUCACUAGUAGAUGAUGGAGAAAACAAUGAACAAGAAAGUGAAGCUGCAGAAGCCAUUACAGGAAGUGUUACAAUUAUGUCCACUGGAAAUGUAAAAGGAAUAACAGACGUAAUACGUCCUCUGUCAGGUGCACACAGCCCGAAAGUAUCAGAGUCUCCAUCAUUGAGCACAAGCUCAGAUAAAAUAGACUGCUCAGUAGUAACUAAUAUUGCAGCUAAUCCUGGACAUUGUUCACCAGGACAGGUGGCAGGCUCUGUUGUCAUUGUUAACAAUGCUAAUGCAAGCAGUAAUAAACCUCUAAUAAAUGAAGCUGGGUUGACAGCUCACAAUAACUUGCCAAACGUGAGUUCAAAUUCAGUGUCAUGCAUAUCGGUAGUAGGUUUGAAGGUGCCAGUUCCAAAUUUAAGUGCACUUGAUGAUACUAGAAGCAACAAGUCAGCCUCCCAAGAAGAAAUUCAUGGUAUUGUAUGUGAUAUGAAACAUAGUGUUGUUAAGGAAAAUACAAAGGCAAGUCAUCGGAUACCUUACAGUGCUCUUGACGAUGAAAGCACAUCAAGCACUGAAAAAAGUUUGUCAGAUAGUAAAUUACAUAAGUUAAUGGAUGAAGAGCCACCACGAUUGGUCAUAAAACGAGAAUUUCAGCAGGACGCACUUGAUAGAAGGGAGCGAGAAAAGGAAGCAGUCAAGAUGAAUGAUGAAGUUCUGAAUAUGUCUGCAAUGAUGAAAGUUGUAAUUAAAGAAGAAUCUGAAAAUAGUAGUGAUGCAGUGUCAAAUAUGCAGAUGAAUUUGUCCAAUAUGGGUGUCAUUGUAAAAGAGGAACUAGAAACCUCACGUUCUCCAAAUCCAUCGCAGAUGCUUGGAAAUUCUCCGUUGGUAGGAGUUGACCUGAAUAAUCAAAUUGGACCUCUGGUUGGGAGCAGUAGUGUGCCAUCACACUUGCCACUAUCAAGAUGUAUUAAAAUCGAACCAGCAUUUCUGAGAGAGGAUCGACAAACUCAUGCAUUGGAACUGUCAACCAAUGUUCAGUCAUCACCUGCUCGAGAUCCUCUGUCUCCCAUACUUUCGUCAAAUAUUGUGCAGGCACCUCAAGUAACGUCUGGUAGCUCAGGCAGUAUAUCACACUGUUCUGAUUCACCUCUUUUAAAAAUAGUUGGACAUCAUCAUCAUCUGUCUUCUAACACUGCAGUAAUUAGGCAGACAUCUGAAGUGCAAGUUUCAGGUGGUUCAGACAGACCAGUUAGUUUCAGUGAUGAAAACCGAGAUGCAAAGCUGCAGUCUUCAGGACAGAUUCCUGGUCAGCAGCCGACAGUACUGCAACAUCCUUCCCAGGUGCUGCAACUCCAACAACAAAGUCAAACCAGUAUAUCUCAGCAAAACUGCAAUUAUAUGUCAAACUCGUCAUACCACCAACAACAGCAACAGCUCCAGCUUCAUCACCACCACCACAGUCAUCACCACAGAUCGGCUAAUCUGCCACCAGAGAAAUCUGCAGUGGGCUUGUUGCACAUAGUUCCACCCUGCACAAAUGGGGGAUCAAGCAAUCCACAACAGAAUGAACCACAAAACUUAAAAAUUAAACAAGAAGUUAUAACACCAUCUGAUCGUAUGUUGUCAGAUCCUCUGCAGUCUCUGAAAGAAGUUAAGGUUCCCAGCCUUACUGGUUCCGCAUUGUCUUCCUCACAGUCACUCUCUAGUGGUAGUAAUGGUGCAAACACCUGCUCAGAUACACAGAGACUACCUUCGCCGAGUGGGCCAGCACCUCCAUUUCUGGGACCCUCAAUUGAGAAUAUUAAGAGAGAACCAGAGAGCUAUCCGAGCUCUGUUGUUGUAGGGCCUCACAGCCUUAGCAGUGUGAUGCCUAAGACGCCACCCCCAAAAAUUCAUUUGGCAGGAAAUGUGCAGCAGUCAUUAUCAAAUCAACAAGGGGGAGGAACACCACACGGAUCAGUAACACAGCAACCUGGGGUGACCAGUAGCCCUCGGACAACUCCAUGUACACCUCCUCUGGCCUUACCCAGAGCAACAUCGCGAACGCCUCCGGGUUCACAGCCUCCUUCACAACCGUCACCGAGACUCACACCGACAUCAAGUCUGGCUGCUCAGAGUGGACGGCAGCUUUCACCUUUAAGCAGCUCCUCACCUGGACACCCACAUCCUACUCCACAUCCCCAUCCUUCGCCCUUUGCUGCACCUCCUGGACUUCACCAUCAUCCACAUUCACUUAUGCAUCACCAUCCACUGUUUGCUGCACAAGUUGCAGCACAAGCUGCAGCUGCACAUCACAGCACUUACCAUCAUCCUCAUCCAUAUGCAGCUUAUGGUUAUCCACUUCCUUAUCCAUAUGGGCCACCUCUUCCUCAGCCACCACCUCAUCACCCUACCCCACCAUCUUUACAUCGUUCUUCUCAUGAAAGUACAAAAGUUGAAGUAAGGAAUAGUGAAACACAUUCUGUGCAUCAUUCUACACAUGCUACUAGCAUAACACGACAGGAAACUGCUACCACACCUGUGGAUGAAGCGGAGGAACGUCAUCACUCUCAAGAACAAUCUUCCUCUCACCACCACCAUUCUUCCCACCAUUCCUCCCACCAUUCCUCCCACCACUCCUCACAUCAUUCAUCACAUCAACAGUUGUCUUCAGAAAAAUCAACUAGUCAUCAAAGUAUCCAAAGUGGCAGUCAUUCUGUUGCAAUCUCUCAUUCAGCAACUUCCUCUAGUACUGCCUCUGUUCACAGAAUCAGUGUUAGUAGCAAGCAGAGUUCUUCUGGAACAUCUAGUCCAACAUGUCACAUAUCAGCAACUCUUUCAUCAUCCGUAUCCUCCUCUACAUCAAUAUCGCAUCCUUCCUCCAAUCAGAACAACCAUUACCAUUCACAUCAUCAUUCACAUAGUCAUCAUCAGCAUCACCACCAGACAAGUUCCAGUGAUAGAUCUUCUCCGGUUGGAUCUGCUACUGUUCCAUCUGUAAUGAACGUUCCUCUUCCGUUGAGCCAAACUGGUCCAGCAACAGGGAGGAGUUCAAGUCACCAACAUCAUCAGAACCCUCACCAUUCAAAAUCAAGUUCUGGAACCUCCUCUCAUCAUCAUACUGGGCAGCCUGGACUAGUAGUUCAACCUAUACUACCACCAUCUCUUGCUCAUCACCAUGUUGCACUGGGAGGAGUUCCACCAACUGCUGGCCCUACAUCUUCCUUGGAAGCACUGAGAGCUCAUGCCCAGGCUGCAGCCAGUAUGCAACAACAGUCACAACCGGUUCAGCAGGGAUCUCUAACGUUUGGCAUGAUUCGCCCUUCAUCUCAUUCCCCAUUGCAACAAACGGGAUCACACCAUCACACCCCUCGACAUAUUGUAGGUUUACCAGAUGAUUUGAAAUCUGAAACAUUGAGCGACAUGGAUGCUCAGAUUACGGCAUCACAGCAGCCAGAAGAGGAUGAGAUUCCGAGCCCAAAUCAUGUUCCAAGAGGCCCAAGCCCAGAACCAAAGAUAGAAGAUACAGAAUGUCAUCGUAGCCAGAGUGCCAUUUUUCUGCGGCACUGGAACAGAGGCGAUUUCAAUUCCUGUGCAAGAACCGAUCUCACAUUUAAGCCAGUUCCUGAUUCUAAAUUAGCUCGUAAAAGAGAAGAGCGUCUUCGAAAACAAGCUGAAAGAGAAAGAGAAGAAAGAGAAAAGGCUGCAUUGCAAGCACAAACGAGGAAAAUCACAACACCAGAAAAAUCUGAGGGUCCAAAGCCUCCAUCCCGUGGUCCCAUGGAGACUAUAACCUCUCCAUAUGAGCGUUUUACACCGAGACAAGGUUAUCCUGACACACCAGCAUUAAGACAGCUAAGUGAAUAUGCCAGGCCUCAUGCAGGCUUUUCACCUGGGACAUUGCCACGAUCGUCAGGAUUGUCAUUGCCGCCUCAGUGUAUUGAUCCAAUGCUUCAUUAUCAACUAAACAGCAUGUAUGCACCUGGAACUCGUGAAAGGUUGGAGAUAGAACACUUUGAGAGAGAGAAAAGGGAGAGGGAGUUAGAACAAUUUGAGAGAGAAAAAAGAGAGAGAGAGAUACGUGAGCUUCGGGAACGGGAGUUGACUGACCGCUUGAAAGAUGAGAUGAUGAAGGCAGCUGGUCCCGGACCACGACCGAUUGAACCUCACUGGGCUGAUUUGCACAGAAGAUAUGUUGGAUUUGCACCCACUGAUCGGCCUCAGGGAGCUCUGCAUCAGUUUGGGCUGUACCCAUCAGCACCAGCGGCAGGGCAGACAGCUUUAGGACAGCUGGAGCGUGAGCGCCUGGAGCGUCUAGGAAUACCUGCUGGUGGUCAUGGACCGGCGGCAGGUCCUCACACUCAUCCUCAUCCUAGCUCUUUAGCAGCAGCCCAACUGGAAGCUGCUGAACGGUUGGCGUUGGCCACUGAUCCUAUGGUGCGCCUACAAAUGGCUGGUAUUUCAGCAGAGUAUCAUGCUCACACCCACGCACAUACUCAUGCUCAUUCCCACACACAUUUGCAUCUUCACCCAAGCCAGCAAGCUCAGCAAGCACAGGCACAGCAAGAAGUUGCGACAGCAGGAACAGCUGCUUUCCCAUUACCAGCAUCAGCGUCGGGAUAUCCACGACCAGCUCUGUUACCUCCAAGAGAGGCAGCACUUGGAUUACAUCACCCUUCAGAUUUAUUGACACGUGGCCCAGGUUAUGCUGAUCAAUUGGCUCAUCAGUUAUCAGCUCAAGCUGCCCAUGAGCAGUUGCAACGCCAGAUGUUGUUAGAUAGGGACAGAUUCUCUCAUACUCAUCCAUCACUUGUUGCACCAGAGGAGUUCUUAAGGCAACAGAGGGAACGAGAAAUGAAGGUGAGAGCCUUGGAAGAGGCUGCUCGUGGAUCACGACCAUAUCCAGCAUCCAGGAACAAUUUGGUGCUCUACCUCUAAGGACUUCAGUGAUGACAGGAAAUUAAGGUGCAGAUAUGAACUACUUUGUAGUUGCAUGUAUAGUGACUGUACAGAGUGGUGCAGGUAUGCACUUCUUUAAAGUUGCAUAUAUAAAAACUGUACAAAGAGAAUAAAAAAGGUAACAAGAAUUGCGCAUACCUCAGUUAUGUGACAGAAAAUAGUACUAUUUUAUGUGUUGUUGAAUCUAAACAGAUAUUGUUUUAAGAUCUUGUAUGUAUAUAUUUGUAGUAAAUUUAUUGUGGCUUGAUUCAUAUGCUAUAGGAGCACAUAAAAUAGCUCACAUUUAUUAUUUUACAGAGUUCAGCGUUUAGCUGAAUUGUCAUUCCAGCAUGGUUAUAUUUCACAACCAUGUUUGUAGCAUUGGUUACCACCAGAUAGUACCUUAUUUGGAAUACACUGAUUUAUAAAACAUAAAUUUUACAGAUUUAUGAUAUAUAUUAUUAUUUCUCUUUUUUACAUUUUAAAAUUGUGAAUAAUUUUUAAAAUCUAGUUUUUUUUUCUAUUUAAGUGACAUUAUCAUUUUAGAUACAGUUUUUGAAAAACUGAAGUUCUAAGACUGGGAAAUUACAUUGUGUUUUCUAAGACGAGAGUAAAAUACUUAGUAUUUUGCAUAAAAGCCGCAUGUCGGUGCUUUUGUUGCCCUGUUAAUUUGUGUUUUUUUCACAGUGUGUUGAUUAUAAGGUAAAGGAUAUGAAAAAGAACAAGAAAACAAAUUAUUUAUGUGUACAUUUACCACGAGUGAGUGUAAUUCAACAGAAAAUUGUCCACGAAGAGACAUCGCCUGCUACUUUUCAGUAGUUGAUUAGCUGCGUAUAAUUUAGUCCAGGGUAAAAUAAAGUAUGAUGACUACUUUAUAUACCAUUGAUGUUUUGUACCUUUGUAGGCUUACCUUGUUUCAAUUUGAAGUAUUUUGCUUGCCAUUUUGUUGACUGCUUCUGUCGUGAAUAUGGUACAGAGUGCACAAUUUUUAUUUUACAUUUCCAUGGAAGUUCAUUUGCAGAUGUGACAUAGAGCCCUGCCUUAUUUAUGCUUUGUGUAUACAUUUUAAAGCUAGUGAAUGUAAGUAAAUAUUCAUCUUCGAUUGUAAGCCCAUACCUACAUAUGUUGCCUAACUUUUGAGCUUAAAAAAGAAAUUAUUGCAGGCGAAUGGAAAUAACUCAGUUAUUUGUUCUGGGAUAAAAUUGAGUCAUUGGCAAGUACCAACAUUUCUUUACUAAUUUAUGGUGAGCAUGGUUUUUCAAUACUAUGGUACAAAACCAGUCUGUUCAUGGUCAUAAAUGCCUCUUUCAAGAGCCAUAAAAGUCUUUUUCAAGAGCACCACAUUUACUGUCCUGUAAAGUACCUCAAUACUAUGGUACUAUGGUACAAAACCAGUCUGUUCAUGGUCAUAAAUGCCUCUUUCAAGAGCCAUAAAAGUCUUUUUCAAGAGCACCACAUUUACUGUCCUGUAAAGUACCUCCUUCAUACGAAGUUGCUCUCUUGUGUGUUUUCUUAAAAAAAAAAAAAAAAAAAAAUGUUGUCUAAAAAAAAGUGCAAUGAAAUUAACUAAGUUUUUAGUUGCCCUGUAACACUACUCAUUUACCUCUGUCUUUGUUAGUGUUGUGUACCAGUCCAUAGAUGCGUAUAUAACAAGUAUCCAUGCAGAAGUCAUGAGAGUACAUGCACUGUCAAUAGAUAAUAACAGUAGUUACUUGCAUGUACCAAAGAAUAAAUUUUAAGUAUAUUAGUCAUAUUUUCUUUCCAUCCCUGAAUUGUAUAUUGUGUUUAAGUGGAACUGUGUUUCAGCAGUAAAAUACGAGGAAAAAAACAGUCUACGUGUCUGUACAAAUUUCAGAUUGUGUUGUUACUGUUACUAUUAUUUCAUGUCUGGUUUUUUUUAGUAUUGUCUCAUUGUUUAUAUAAAGAACACUUUUCCCCUUACCAUCUGUUUCUAACAUUACUGUAAUUAGUCCAAAAAAGUCACAAAAACUAGCAUAAAAGGCAGUGGUUCUUUGACAGUAAUCAUUUCACUACAAUUAAAUAUGAACAUACCUGAGGCAAUAUGUUUGUAAAAUAAAUUACGGUGGUGUGCCUUUUCAACCAUAGCGUUCUGUCUCAGAUAAUGUUGGAAUACAAACACUGAGAGUUGACUAAAUAUAUGAGUCCACUUUCUGUGUAAUCUUAAUGUGUGUUUUAUAUAUAACAGUUGUACCAUUUGUCAUCCAUUUAUAACAAUUGUAACAUUUAUUAUCCAUUGAGACAACAAAACAAAUCAAACUACCAACCACUAAAAUAGUUUUUGUGUUUAUGUCCACAUCCAAUUACAUUUCAAUAUCCUUGGAAUCAGUCUAUAUGUAAUAACACCUGGCUGUUUUGUUACAGUUUUGUAUUUACUGGCCAUUGGCCUAAGAACUGUAUUUACUUGCUUUAUAAAAUAACAUUUUUGCAAAAUGUGAAAUUCGAGGCUUAAAAUGCUGGAAUAAAGAAUAUGACCUAA
Messenger RNA from Schistocerca americana (American grasshopper), 9044 nucleotides. RefSeq lists its product as uncharacterized. Gene Ontology annotation, molecular function: sequence-specific DNA binding; transcription corepressor activity. Gene Ontology annotation, cellular component: nucleus. Gene Ontology annotation, biological process: regulation of DNA-templated transcription. The coding region runs from base 368 to 6547 and encodes 2059 amino acids. Lineage: Eukaryota; Metazoa; Arthropoda; Insecta; Orthoptera; Acrididae. The record is from RefSeq and is a predicted model, not a curated record. The transcript has 25 exons.